GCAAAAGCGGAGGGCGCGCGGGCGCGCGCGUCCCCUCCCAUCCCCCACCUGGCUAAGGAGGCGGCACCAUGGCGGCGCCCUUGCCCCCGCCGCGACCCGUCACCCACCUCAUCUUUGACAUGGACGGCCUCCUUCUGGGGUGUAUAAUAAAAAAUUGGUCCUCAGCUCAGAUUUCUGGCCUUUGCCCUGGGAAGUAACUUCUGGAAUUUCCCAGGGUGACUGGCAUGUUUUUGUUUUUCCUGGUGGACCUCUUGAUAGUUGACGCCACUGUGAUGACUCAGGAUGGCCUGCUCAAGAAAGACCGACUCAACUCCGUGAUUAGGGGAUUGGGGCUUCUAGCUUUGUUGUAUCAUCCCCACCUCCAGGGAGAUACCGAACGGCUCUAUUCAGUGGUGUUCCAAGAAAUAUGUGGUCGCUAUGACAAGCAGUACACCUGGGAUGUAAAAUCCCUUGUGAUGGGGAAGACGGCGUUAGAAGCGGCACAGGUGAUCAUCGAAGUCUUGCAGCUUCCAGUGACCAAAGAGGAACUGGUGGAAGAAAGCCAAACGAAGUUGAAACAGCUCUUCCCCACGGCGGCCCUGCUGCCAGGUGUCGAAAAACUCAUCCACCACCUACGAAAAUACAACAUACCUUUUGCUCUUGCUACCAGCUCAGGGUCCGCAUCGUUUGAAAUGAAAACAAGUAGUCACAAAGAGUUCUUCAGUUUGUUUCACCAUAUCGUUUUGGGAGACGAUCCUGAAGUGACGAGUGGCAAACCCGAUCCUGCCAUAUUUCUAACUUGUGCCAAGAGAUUUUCUCCUUCUGCUCCUGUAGAGAAGUGCCUUGUGUUUGAAGACGCUCCCAACGGGGUGGAGGCAGCCCUGGCAGCUGGCAUGCAGGCGGUCAUGGUCCCCGAUGGGAACUUACACCAAGACUUGACACGAAAGGCCACCGUCGUGCUCAGCUCCCUGCAGGACUUCCGGCCACAGCUGUUCGGCUUGCCACCCUAUGAGUGAGAGUGCCACCGCUGCCACCGUCCCCGCCCUCCCCACCCACUGCCCUGACCCGCACCGGUGAGGAAACGAUGCCAGCCGCUGGAUAGCUCCCGGAGUGCAGGCUGUCCAGCCGUCCCGCCUUCUCACAGCCCACCUCUGCCCUGGCCCUGGGGGACAUCCAAGUCCUUGGGAAGGUCACCUUCCUGGCUGGGCUGGCCUGGCCCACUCUAAAGUGUUGAUAAACCCUCCCUUGACACUUGCAGGGAAGCAAAGGAGAGAAAGCCCAGAAACUAAGAUCAGUCUUGAAUUACCAUUGGGAUAAGCAAACUGAUUCCCUGUGCUAAAGUGAAUAUACACAUGAACAUAUACAUAUGUACAUACAGAUGUGUAUAUGUAUGCAUUCUCAUGUGUAUAUGUCUGCGGGUGUGCAUGUAUUGUAAAAUAUGUGUGUAUACUUAUAAUUUACUUUUCCAAGACUAAAUGACACACUAAUUUGUGUUCAAUUAUUUUCUUUUUAGUUUGUUAAACACUGGCUGGAAAAUGUAAAAUAUGUAUACAUAAAUUUAUAUGCUUUUAUGUGUAUGUAUAUGUACACUUCAUUCUCCUCAGCACCUAUCUUAACAUGCAGUAGCAGCUGAUAAAAAUGAGAUGGUAAUUCUUUUUGAUUUAUAAUCUCACUGAAAAGUCAUGUUAUUGAUGACACCCAAGAAAUCAUUUCCUUAUUAGCAAAUAAAAUUCUUUUUGCUUCCCCAAAAUGUCUCUUUGGACUUUUACACGGGGACCAACUCUGAGCCAUAUCAUCAAUAGUUUCCUUUUAGUUUGAACAUAACUCUAGCAUAGGUCUUAUAUCAACACCCUUAUCCAUACUUGAGAAUGUUUACUACCUCAGAAAAAUUAUCUUCCUCCUUUAAGAACAUUGGUUUCCUGAAACAUUCUUUGAUGGAAAUGUGCUUUUCUUUCAGAAUGCACGCUUGGUAGGACCAAGCAACAGUUUAUUUGUAUGACACUUGAGUGAUUAGCCCCUUCUUAUCAAUUUGCUCAGCCUUUGGGAUUUGUUUCUAACAUUUCAGGGGAAAAAGCGAAGAUGGAGGAAUGGGGAACAGGGACCUCAGAGUGUUCUGUCUGGGCCACCCUUCUGGUGUUCUGCUGUUUAUUCUGUUAUAGAAACUGUAGUGGCUCACGAGCUCGACUGUCCGGCAAACUCAUUUCGGCAUUUCUUAUGGCCAGUGCCCAUGCCUGCUCUUUGGAUUGUCCUUCCAACCAGUUGCAAUAUCUUACCAGUCCCCUCACUUAUUUUGUGAAAUAAAAUCAUUGACACAUUA
Molecule: messenger RNA, 2296 nt
Organism: Choloepus didactylus (southern two-toed sloth)
Lineage: Eukaryota; Metazoa; Chordata; Mammalia; Pilosa; Megalonychidae
Product: pseudouridine-5'-phosphatase-like
Exons: 5
Coding region: 225-995 (256 amino acids)
Molecular function (GO): phosphatase activity
Source: RefSeq, a predicted model, not a curated record